UUAAAUUAAAAAAACAUUAAACAAAAGAAAACGAAGACCAACCUUACUCAAGAAACUAUGACGAUCUAAUUGAUGUUACAACUUAUGCUGAUGCUCAUGAUGACGAAAAUGAUGUAUCUCUGGCCUUCUUUCUCUGCGGACAGACUUCACCAUUCUUAGCCUUCCCAUUGACUCGGCCUUGAUGUUUGUGUUUGGAACUCUGUGUGCUUCCUGAGCAGUAUCUUUCUCUCACAACAAAGUCUCAAAGUCCACCACUUAUGGUGUCAAGGUGUUAGAAUGCUGAGAAUGAGAGUCUGUGGAUGUGUCAUUGCUCUGUUGUGUUCUUGCUUCGUCAUCCUUGCGGUUGCACAGGUUACACAUCCUUCUGAAGUCAAUGCAUUGAGAGCAGUUAAGAGCAGUUUAAGCGAUCCUCGGAAGCAUCUCAAGAACUGGAACAAUGGGGAUCCUUGUAAAUCUCAUUGGACUGGAGUUUUUUGUUUGAAUACUGUUGGGGCUGAUGGGUACUUGCACCUUGAGGAACUCCAACUGCUGAACAUGAAUCUCUCAGGAAGUUUAGCACCUGAGCUUGGCCAACUAUCUCACCUUCUAAUAUUAGAUUUCAUGUGGAAUGAAUUAAGUGGCACUAUACCAAAGGAGAUAGGAAACAUGACAUCCUUGAAACUCUUGCUCUUAAGUGGAAACAAAUUAUCCGGUUCUUUACCUGAUGAGCUCGGUUACCUUUCAAAAUUAAAUAGGCUACAAGUUGACCAAAACUAUAUGUCAGGUCCAAUACCAAAAUCAUUUGUUAACUUGGUCAAUGUGAAACAUCUCCACAUGAACAACAACUCCUUCAGUGGUCAAAUUCCGUCUGAGCUUUCUAAAGUACCCACUCUUCUUCAUUUGCUUUUUGAUAAUAAUAACUUAUCUGGAUAUCUUCCACCAGAAUUAUCCAACUUACCAAACUUGCGAAUACUUCAAUUUGAUAACAACAACUUCAGGGGGACUGAGAUUCCAGCUUCUUAUGGAAACUUUUCCCAAUUAGCAAAAAUAAGUCUUAGGAAUUGUAGCUUGCAGGGAGAAAUUCCUGAUUUUAGCAGGAUACCUAACCUUCUUUAUCUAGAUCUAAGCUGGAAUCAACUGAGUGGAUCCAUACCUUCACAUAGACUCUCUCACAAUAUGACUACAAUCGAUCUGUCAGAUAACCAGCUUAAUGGAUCUAUUCCUGAGAAUUUCUCUGAUCUUCCUUCACUUCAGAAAUUGUCACUCGAGAAUAAUUUCUUGACUGGUUCUGUCCCUGCUAUAUGGUGGAACAUAUCUUUUAGUACAAGAGCAAGACUUAAACUUGAUCUCCGGAACAAUUCACUGUCGAACAUAUCGGGAGAGCUAAAUCCUCCAGCAAAUGUCACCUUGAGGCUUGAAGGAAAUCCUAUUUGCAAGAAUUCAAGCAUACAAAAUGUAGGCCAGUUCUGUCGAUCCGAAGCUGGAGGAGAUGGAAUCCCUGAUAGUUCAACAAAUUCAACUCCAAAAAUGACCUGCCCUAGUCAAGCAUGCCCAAUAGAUAAUUUCUACGAAUAUGUCCCAUCUUCCCCAGUGCCAUGCUUUUGUGCAUCACCUAUAAUAGUUGAAUAUCGUCUGAAAAGCCCUAGUUUUUCUUAUUUUACUCCAUAUAUUCAGAAGUUUGAAAUAUACUUCACUAGAUCUCUCAACUUGAGCCUUUAUCAACUAUUUAUUGAUUCAUUUGUCUGGCAAGAAGGACCUCGUCUACGGAUGCAUUUGAAGCUUUUCCCUAUGUUCACUAAUCCCCACUCAAAUACUUUCAACUUUAGUGAGGUUCAUCGAAUUAGAGGAGUUUUAACAUCGUGGGAACUUCCUCUAACUGAUUUCUUUGGACCUUAUGAGCUUCUCAACUUCACUCUGCUGGGACCUUAUUCAAAUAUGAUCGUUGGGCAAAGAAGGAUGGGCAUUAGGAAGGGAAUUUUGGCAGCUAUUAUAAUAGGGGCAGUUGCAUCGUUUGUCAUUCUUUCUGCAACUGUCAUGCUUUUGAUCACAAGAUGCUUGAGACACCGGGACAGACCACCUUCUAGGAGACAUUCAUCCUCGAAGAUUACAAUGAAAAUUGAUGGCGUAAAGGCGUUCACUUUCAAAGAAAUGACACUAGCUACCAGGAAUUUUGAUAGUUCAACUCAACUUGGACGAGGAGGUUAUGGGAAAGUUUACAGAGGUAUUUUAUCUGAUGACACAAUUGUAGCCAUAAAGCGUGCGGAAGAAGGAUCCUUGCAGGGUGAAAAAGAAUUCUUGACCGAGAUAGAACUGUUAUCGAGAUUACAUCACCGAAACUUGGUCUCUUUGGUGGGAUAUUGUGAUGAAGAAGGGGAGCAGAUGCUGGUUUAUGAGUUCAUGCCCAAUGGUACCUUAAGGGACUGGCUUUGUGUUAAGGCCAAGGGAAGCCUGAGCUUUGGUAUGAGGUUACAGAUUGCAUUGGGUUCAGCUAAAGGCAUUCUUUAUCUCCAUAAUGAGGCAAAUCCUCCCAUAUUCCACCGAGACAUUAAAGCCACCAACAUACUUCUGGACUCCAACCUUAUGGCUAAAGUAGCCGAUUUCGGACUCUCACGGCUUGCUCCUCUACAGGAUGAUGAAGGGACCGGACCUUCAUAUGUAUCUACAGCUGUGAGAGGAACACCGGGUUACCUGGAUCCAGAGUACUUUUUGACAAGUAAGUUGACAGACAAAAGCGAUGUCUAUAGCCUUGGGAUUGUGUUUCUGGAGCUCUUGACUGGUGUGCUGCCAAUAUCACAUGGCAAAAACAUUGUUCGUGAGGUGAAUCUAGCUCAUCAGGCCGGGUUGAUGUUCUCCAUUAUAGACAGCAGAAUGGGCUCCUAUCCGUCGGAAUGUGUAGAGAGGUUCCUAGCUUUGGCCCUUAGAUGUUGUUAUGAGAAGCAAGAUAAGCGGCCAGCAAUGCUGGAAGUGGUGAGGGAGCUUGAAAACAUAAUCAAAAUCAUGCCGGCAGCUGACACCAUAUUUUCACCAUCUGCUGCCUCAUACAGUGACCAAUCACCAACCUCAUCAUCCUACUUGACUAGAGACACAUCCUAUAUGUCCUCCAGUGUUGUAGGAAGUGAUCUUUCCAGUGGUGUCGUCCCAACCAUCGCGCCUCGAUGAUGAAAAAUCUCCUCACAUGCUAGUCACGUGAUGCUGUAUAUAUUUGCGUAGUAUGAAAAGAAGUUAUCCUUGAGGAGAAUCUAGGGGGUUUCUUUGAACCCUUUUCUCCGUUUUCCAGAUUACAGACAGAAAAAUAACAUCUUGUAGCUGAGUUUCGGAUCUAAAAUGUAGUUUUGUCUCGGUUUUUUUGGCUAUCUAGAGAACGAAAAUGUGAGUAAUAAUGAGUAGUGUAGUGUAUGUACAUAAGUUAGCAUUUGAGAUGUUGUUGUAGUGUAACAAAAGAAUGAUGGUCAUUUUACUGCGUACUGAAUUUUGAGUUGUUAGUUGUUGCUAACAGUAACUGAGGCAAAA
This is a messenger RNA of Prunus avium (sweet cherry), 3489 nucleotides long. RefSeq names its product putative LRR receptor-like serine/threonine-protein kinase At1g06840. The record is from RefSeq and is a predicted model, not a curated record. Lineage: Eukaryota; Viridiplantae; Streptophyta; Magnoliopsida; Rosales; Rosaceae. Gene Ontology annotation, biological process: protein phosphorylation. Gene Ontology annotation, molecular function: ATP binding; protein binding; protein kinase activity.